Messenger RNA from Felis catus (domestic cat), 1878 nucleotides. RefSeq names its product coiled-coil domain containing 71 (gene CCDC71). NCBI's taxonomy places the organism in Eukaryota, Metazoa, Chordata, Mammalia, Carnivora, Felidae. The record is from RefSeq and is a predicted model, not a curated record. Bases 182 to 1600 code for a protein of 472 amino acids. The transcript has 2 exons.
UCAAGGGUCACUAGGGCGGGCCAGGUCCCGGAAGCGGAAGCGCGGCGCGCUUCCGGUGCGCAGCGGGCGGCCAUGUUGGAGCAGCGGAGGCGGCGCAGAGGCGCGUCCUGGGUCCCCGCGGCGGCGCCGGUGCCAAGCGCUGAUUUGCGGAUACCCAGGCAGAUCUGCAGUGCCUAAUGCCAUGAGCGUGGUGGUGCAGCAUGUGGAGGAGAAAGCUGUGCACUCCUGGUCGCGGAUCUCCACGGCAGGGAAGAAGGCCCUGGAGGAGGCGCUGCUUGUCUUUAACCCCAUGAGUCAGGAUCUCAGUGCCACAGAGGCCCAGCUUGUAGCCUUCCUGCAGGGCCUGCGGGAUGAUGGCUUCCAACCUACCAUCCUGCGCAGCGGUGAUGUCUAUGGCUAUAGUUCAUGCACAGCUAACCCCCCAAGCCAGACGAAGCUGCAAGCUCGUGCCCCCACCCCAGCUGCCACAUCACCUCCAGCCAGUGCUCCCCGAACUGCCAUGCGACUGCCUGCAGGCCGGGCCACGCUGCUCCCUAUGCCACUAUCUGGAAGGCUGGCCAAAGCAUCCACACCAGCCCUUGCCAAGCACGCUACCACCAACCUGCUGCUGAGCUCCCUGAAGCAGUCAAGUGCCAGCCGUGCCCGGGGUGCAGCAGUGGGCUUCCCUGCCCACCUCUAUCCAGGUGUCUACCCUGCCAUGCGGCUCUCUGUUGUCCUUGAGGCCCUGGUUCCACUAAAGACUCCCAUGCCCUGCUUGGGUGCCAAGCACAAGGCACAGUCACUGCAGCUCUCACUUGCAGACUCUCCCCUGAAGCUGCGCAAAGGUCCAGGGAAGAGACCAGGGAACUCUCGGCCCAAAGCUCCCAAAAGCACAAGCAAGGGCCCCAAAUGUCUGACUCAUAGAGGCCCCAGGGCCAGACCCCAACAAGGCACUAUGCCCCGGAAAAAGACCUGCAAAGCUACUGGGUCCCUCAGUGGCCUACAAAUGAAAAGUGGCUCUGCCCUGGGCACUAAAACAUCCCAGGCCAAGGCAGCUCGAACACUGGCCAAAGCUGCCCAGGCCAAGGUGGCUCGAACACAGGCCAGAGCUGCCAAGGCCCGGGCGAAAGCCAAGGCAGCACAGAUGAGGGCCAAGGCCAAGGCAGCACGGAUCAGGGCCAAGGCCAAAGCAGCACGAAUCAAGGCCAAAGCCAAGGCUAUGCGGGCCAAGGCCAAGGCAGUGCGGGCUAAGGCCAAGGCAGUGGGAUCUAAGGCCAAGGUAACUAAGACUCAGUCCAGGAGCAGAGGCAGGCCAAAAGGGUCUGUUCAGACCAGGACUGCAAGAAGGGGCCAGAAAAGCCACCCUGAGACUGUGGGGCAGAAGAGGAAAAGGGCUGAGGAGGCAAAGGAUCUUCCUCCCCGGAAAAGAACACGACUUGGGUCCCGAUCCCCUAAGGCAUGGCUAGGGCCUGGAACAGCAAAGCUGCUGAAAUUCCGGGCCAUCAAGGUGGACAGGCGGUCCUCAGACGAUGAGGUUCGGCAGCGGGCUCAGCGGAUCCUCCGUGUGAACCUGUCCCCUGUAAUACAGCUCCAGCCAUUGCUGCCAUACUCAGCACUCUGAUUCCUUCAUGUAGCAAUGUUUGGGGAAACUGAGCCCAGUUGUCUGUGUGACCAGUGGCACAGUGUGCAAUGCCCAUGGAUUCUACAACCCCAAGGACUCCGGGUGCCUCUCCAGGGCCCUGAGAGCCACCAUUCUCCUUUCAGAGACUGGAGGAUAUGGGGUGGUAUGGGCGGGUGGGAGGGGUGUUCUCAUGGCGCGAUGCACUGUGAUUUGUUACUCUUCAAGUUGUACCUCCACUGUUCCAUCUAUCACGUUUUAUACCUUUCCACCUUCCAGUC